Dendroctonus ponderosae (mountain pine beetle) is the source of this 3807-nucleotide messenger RNA. RefSeq names its product phospholipid-transporting ATPase ID. NCBI's taxonomy places the organism in Eukaryota, Metazoa, Arthropoda, Insecta, Coleoptera, Curculionidae. The record is from RefSeq and is a predicted model, not a curated record. The coding region runs from base 373 to 3243 and encodes 956 amino acids. Gene Ontology annotation, molecular function: ATP binding; ATPase-coupled intramembrane lipid carrier activity; magnesium ion binding. The transcript has 15 exons. Gene Ontology annotation, biological process: Golgi organization; phospholipid translocation. Gene Ontology annotation, cellular component: plasma membrane.
CUGGCCACUGGCUCGUUCCUAAUGUCAUCUUGACAAAAUCGAAGUGAUUUUCCGAAGUAAUUUCCAGAUUUUCUCAGAUUGUUCAUAUUCAGUGAAAUGGCAUUUUCCUGCGGGUUCUGAAAAUGCUAGAACCCCUCAAAUGGUUCCCCGUUAAGCAGUGCGUGAUUGCAUAGUGAAGCCAGCAGUUGGCCAGUGCUUGAAAUCCAGUUACGUGUACCCUGUGGUUUCGUUAACUUUGCCUGUUUAUCCAGGACAUUUAAUUCCUCCACACUUAUUUGCCUGGGAUUAGGCACAUUUGGUUAGCUUCGCGCGGCUUUAAAGAUUACGACCCGAAAAGCGAAUAAGCACACAAAUGAUAAGAGGAGACGAGACAUGGAUUUUGAACUUGAAGUUUUCGAGGUGUAUGACGAAAAUGAGCCCCACACGUCCAAGAAGCACACCAAACACACCAGGAAGAAAUGCAAGCAAAAGGGCAAAUGCCCGAAAGGCCUCACAAACCUAGAAUGUAGUGAGAAUGAUAUAAGCCGAUCGAAAACCAGUGUCCUGAGUGGAGAUCGAAGACAUUUGAGCCUUCGCGAGUCCAUCCUCAAUGUCUUCAGCAAGCUGGUAGUGUGGCGAGGGAAGAGUGCCAAAUAUCGCACCUCCAAGCCCGAAAAACUCGAUUCUCCACACACCUCAAGAGAUUCACAUAAGGGCUAUAUCCCUUGUGAUAAUCAAAGAAGAAUCCAUGCCAAUGAUAGACUAUUUAACUCCCAAUUUAAAUACGCAAGCAAUUUCAUCAAGACUUCAAAAUACUCUAUCCUGACCUUUUUGCCUCUGAAUCUGUUCGAGCAGUUUCAAAGGCUUGCCAACUUCUACUUCUUGUGCCUUUUGGUGUUGCAACUGAUCCCGGCCAUCAGCAGUUUGACUCCGGUCACGACUGCCCUGCCGCUGAUUGGAGUCCUCGGACUAACCGCCAUCAAAGAUGCUUAUGAUGAUAUUCAACGCCAUGUCUCGGACUCGCAUGUGAACAAUCGAAAAUCGCGCGUUGUUCGCGAUGGGAAACUCGUCCAAGAAAAAUGGUCCGCGGUCCAAGUGGGAGAUAUUAUCCGGAUGGACAACAACACUUUUGUGGCUGCUGAUUUGCUACUUUUAACGUCCAGCGAGCCGAACGGGCUCUGUUAUAUCGAAACAUCCGAGCUUGAUGGGGAAACCAACCUGAAAUGUCGGCAAUGCCUUGUGGAAACUGCGGAAAUGGGCCAAGACGAUGGGCUCAUCAGCGAGUUCGACGGGGAAAUCGUAUGCGAACAGCCCAAUAAUCUUCUGAAUAAAUUCGAGGGAAUUUUGGUGUGGAAAGGCAGGACAUAUUCUCUAGACAACGAUAAGAUAAUUUUAAGAGGAUGUGUUUUAAGAAACACUGCUUGGUGUUACGGAGUGGUAAUCUUUGCUGGCAAAGACACGAAACUGAUGCAGAACAGUGGCAAGAGCAAAUUUAAGAGAACAAGCAUAGAUCGGCUCUUGAACUUCUUAAUUAUAGGGAUAGUAUUUUUUCUAUUAUCGAUGUGCCUUUUUUGCAUGGUGGCCUGCGGUAUAUGGGAGACUCUUGUGGGUCGAUACUUUCAAACGUUCCUGCCAUGGGAUACAUUGGUUCCUUCGGAACCACUGGGAGGGGCCACGAUUAUAGCUCUCCUGGUGUUCUUCUCCUAUGCCAUUGUGCUCAAUACGGUGGUGCCGAUCUCAUUGUACGUCUCGGUGGAGGUGAUCCGAUUUGUGCAAAGCUUCUUAAUCAACUGGGACGAACAGAUGUACUACGGCAAGUUCAACACCUUUGCCAAAGCCCGGACCACCACUCUCAAUGAGGAAUUAGGGCAAAUAGAGUAUAUUUUUUCCGACAAAACUGGUACAUUGACGCAAAACAUCAUGACUUUCAACAAGUGCUCGAUAGGCGGAGUUUCUUAUGGAGACGUUAUCGACCCGAGAUCAGGGGAUGUUAUCGAAAUUACCGAUGAUACUGAACCGUUGGACUUCUCCUUCAACAGCAAUUACGAGCCGGAGUUCCGAUUUUACGACAAGAACCUGUUGGACUCAGUGAGGAGAAGAGAAAAAGACACCUUUCUGCUCUUCCGAUUGUUGGCGCUUUGCCACACGGUCAUGUCGGAAAACCGGGAUGGAAAAUUGGAGUAUCAAGCACAGUCCCCAGACGAAGCUGCCCUGGUAUCAGCAGCGCGCAACUUCGGGUUCGUCUUCAAAGAGAGAACGCCCAACAGUAUCACCAUAGAGGUGAUGGGAACUAAGGAAGUGUAUGAGCUACUGUGCAUUUUGGACUUCAACAACAUCCGCAAAAGAAUGUCGGUGAUCCUGCGAAAGGACGGCAAAUUGACUCUCUACUGCAAGGGAGCCGACAAUGUGAUCUACGAGCGGCUCAAACUCGGGCAAGACGAAGUGAAAGCCAAGACCCAAGACCACCUGAAUAAAUUCGCCGGUGAAGGCCUGCGAACGCUCUGCCUGGCGUAUUGCGAUCUCGAAGAGAACUUUUUCAACGACUGGAAAUCUGCCUCUGCCACGACCAGAUCUUUCAGUUCACUUGAAAUACUCAAUCUCAAUCAAAUCUCUACGUAUCUGAACUGUACGGAUAAUCUGCCCGUGUAUGGGGCGCUGCUCACAAAUCAGACAAAAAAGAUUGCAAUGGAUACGCAAUACUGGACGGUGUUCAAUCACAUCAUGAUUUGGGGUUCGCUGGCCUUUUAUUUCGUGGCUGAUAACUUUUACAACUACGUGUUCAAUGGGCCGUACGUCGGAUCGCUGACUAAAGCGAUGGGAAGCGCGAAUUUCUGGUUUGCAACCGUCCUCAUAGUCAUCAUGUGCGUUCUGCCAGUGCUGGCCUACCGAUUCUACUUUGUCGACGUGUUUCCGACCCUCUCUGAUAGGGUCCGAUUGAAGCAGCGACUGGCACAAGUGCGGUCCAGACAGAGUCAAGACGUGCUUCGCACACCGUCGGCUCGCAGAGCCAGACGCUCUAUACGUUCAGGGUACGCUUUCGCUCAUCAAGAAGGUUUUGGUAGGUUGAUCACGUCGGGUAAAAUAAUGCGCAAGCUGCCCAACGCCGAAUUCACUAUUCCCAACAUUAUGAACAAACUAAAUAUGUCGAACUCGACGAAAGAGUCGAACAGAAAUCCGCCAAACACCGCAGCAACGCAAGAAGGCAGCAGUGGAAGUAGUGGAGGGAGGGCACCCAUCCAAGACUUAGACACGAUUAAUUUGUGAUAAUAGUGGAAAGUUUUAAGCAAAACGUCAUGACAGUAUUUUUAUUUUUGUAAUUUUUAUUAGCCCGCAUCCGAUUGGUUCUAAAGGAACUAACUGUGCGAGCGUACAAAUGCUUUUCAUAUUGGUUGCUAGUGCUGCUGCUGUUCUAAGAGCAUUAUUGUUUUAUUCAAGGGCUUUUAAGAAGGAAAGUGUGCAUGCAGAUUCUCAAUUGACAGGCUAGAUAAACAUUUAGCAGCUCUAAUCCACCAGCAAUCAACAAAAUCGUGCGUUAUGAUUGUUGACUGUUAUAGAAAGAAAUCUAUUUUUUGUUAGUACCCGCGAAACAUGGAGAAAUAAAUGGCUCUGCCAGCAUUAUAACGGCGCGAACUUGGACUUUGAAUCGGGGUUUGUUGAGCAGUUUUGACCGGACUUUAAGGAAAAUAUUUUACGUCGUGUACACUACACUUAAUGAUAAGCUUUACUAGUCAAACAAAGUAUGUUUAAAUGUUAAGAUAUUUCUUAUUAUAAAGUUAUAUUUGAAAGUAUUGCUUUUUGUUUUUUAUGAAUAAAUUUAUUUUUUCUCUA